CACUCGUGCGCUCGCUGCGCUAUGCUAACAACAACAUAGCUUACUGCACCUUUUUCGUGUCAGUUGAGCUUAACUUAAGGUUAAACUUACACUCUAACGCAUUAUUUGGUGUGAUAUUUCACUUUUCAACAAGCCUUGGAGAAAGCGACAGUUUCCUCACCCAGUCAGCGUUUAAAAAUAACGUUAACGUUAGCAUUAGUUAGCUAACAAUUCGGUGGUUUGUUUUAGAGCUAGGCCUGAGUCGGUACCGUUAGCGAACCUGUUCGUAAAAGGCUUUACUGACCGAAAGGCAACAUUAAAUAACUGCUUCACCUGUCAGAUAAAAGAGUUUCUGCAAAAUGAGAGGUUCAUACGGAGACAGAGAUCGAGACCGUGGCCGUGACAGAGGAAGCCCUCGUUUCGGGUCCAGCAGAGGCGGCCCCCCACCGGGUAGAAAGUUUGGAAACCCCGGGGACCGUCUACGAAAGAAGAGAUGGGAUCUGGAUGAGCUUCCCAAGUUUGAGAAGAACUUUUAUAAUGAACACCUGGAAGUGCAGCGAAUGAGCCAGUAUGAUGUUGAGGAGUAUUGCAGGAAGAAAGAAAUCACUGUUCGAGGUUCAGGCUGCCCAAAGCCUAUCACCAACUUCCACCAGGCACAGUUUCCCCAAUAUGUAAUGGACGUCCUGAUGCAGCAGAAUUUCAAGGAGCCCACAGCCAUCCAGGCUCAAGGUUUCCCCCUGGCCCUGAGUGGGAGAGACCUUGUGGGCAUUGCUCAGACUGGCUCUGGGAAGACCUUAUCGUACCUCCUACCUGCCAUUGUGCACAUCAAUCAUCAGCCCUACUUGGAGCGCGGAGAUGGACCCAUUUGUUUGGUGCUGGCCCCCACAAGAGAACUGGCGCAGCAGGUCCAGCAGGUGGCAUACGACUACGGAAAAUCCUCCCGCAUCAAAAGCACUUGUGUGUACGGAGGUGCUCCCAAGGGACCUCAAAUCAGAGACUUGGAGAGAGGUGUUGAGAUCUGCAUCGCUACUCCGGGCCGUCUGAUUGAUUUCCUUGAGGCUGGAAAGACCAACCUGCGACGCUGCACAUACUUGGUUCUGGAUGAAGCUGACCGCAUGCUGGACAUGGGUUUUGAGCCACAGAUUCGCAAGAUUGUGGACCAGAUCAGGCCCGACAGACAGACCCUGAUGUGGAGCGCCACCUGGCCUAAAGAGGUUCGCCAGCUGGCCGAGGACUUUUUAAAAGACUACGUCCAAAUCAAUGUCGGAGCACUGGAACUCAGCGCCAACCACAACAUCCUUCAGAUAGUUGAUGUCUGUAUGGAGAGUGAAAAGGACCACAAAUUGAUCCAGCUGAUGGAGGAAAUCAUGGCUGAGAAGGAGAACAAGACCAUUAUCUUUGUGGAGACCAAGAAACGAUGUGACGAUCUCACACGCAGAAUGAGACGUGAUGGGUGGCCAGCGAUGUGCAUUCAUGGUGACAAGAGCCAACCAGAGAGAGACUGGGUGUUAACGGAGUUCCGUAGCGGCAAAGCUCCCAUCCUCAUCGCUACUGACGUGGCCUCGCGUGGUCUGGAUGUGGAGGAUGUCAAGUUUGUCAUCAAUUAUGACUAUCCCAACUCAUCGGAGGACUACAUCCAUCGCAUCGGCCGCACGGCCCGCAGCACCAACAAAGGCACAGCUUACACCUUCUUCACUCCGGGGAACCUCCGCCAGGCCCGUGAGCUGAUCCGGGUGCUGGAGGAGGCCCGACAGGCCAUCAAUCCCAAACUGCUGCAGCUGAUUGACACUGGACGUGGAGGAGGGGGAGGAGGUGGCCGUCCCCGUUUCCGUGGCAGCUCCAAUUCUAACAACCCCAACCUCAUGUACCAGGACGAGUGUGACAGGCGGAUGCGCUCUGUGGGUGGGGGCGGCAGCUCCAAGGACAGCCGCGGCAGCAGCAGCUAUGGCCGCGACAGCCGAGAUAGCCGCAGAGGAAGCAGCCGGGACGGGGACCGCUCCUCCUCCUCGUCCUCCUCCUCUUACAGAGAUCGCAGCAGCAGGGACGGAGGACGCAGCUACGGCUCCAGCUCCAACUCAUACGACCAGUACCAGAAUAACAAUAGCAGCAGCAGCCAGUACAGCAGCUCCAGGGGCAGCUCUGGGUCAGGGGGUGGAGGAGUGGGGCAGGCCCCGACUUCUUCAUCGGGUCCCCAGCCCUUAAUGGCUCAGCAGUUCAACCCACCCCAGCCCAUGAUGGGCCUGAUGGGGCACUCGCCGUUCCAGUUUGCUCCUCCACCGCCACCGCCUUCAGCAGGCAGAAAGUGAUGUGAGCGGUGCGUCAGUCACACACAACACAAACACUACACCCACUCCCACAGACCGUCUCAAAAUCAGUGACGUGUGAGUCUUGAUUUUUAUUUUGGGUUUAGCCCUCGGCACUUGACCACUGUAACAUUUCAGUUAUGAGCUUUGUUUUGUUCAGAAAUUCUUCAUCUCUUAAACAUCAGAUGAUUUAGACUGGUUCAGUUAGUUUAUUAAGUGGUUGUCGCCUUUUGACUUUUUCUUCAAAGUCAGAUUAAUCAUUAAUUAUUUAGUUUGACAGAAGCUCGUUUGAUGUCCUUGAAAAAAGAUCUUUUGUACAAACAUGCUGUUUUUGUAUCGUGAGCUGCUACAUAGGAUUUGUAGAGUAACUUUUUUUCUCCCCUUUAGGUUUAUCACAGGUAGAUGCUGAAGUAAGUUCUCGUAUAUCGGCUUGUUUCUGUUUGAGGUUUAUUAUCUUUGUGUUUAAAGUCUGUGAACCACAACAUCAGUUAGACUUGAUCUGCAGCAAAACUAGGGUUAAAAACAUUUUUCCAUGAUGAGAUUUUCCUUCAUUUUUUGAUAUUAUUUAGGCAGUGUAAGGAUAACUGUGCAGAGGCUUUGUGUGGCCAUAGCAGCAGUUAAAGUCACAUGCAUAUAAAUAAGCUUUUCUUUCACAUGUCCAAGUUUGUGUGGAUUGAAAUUUCCUGCGACCCGCCGCAGAUUACUUUACUCAGUUAUUUACCAGUGUGGGCAAGACUGUGCAGCAGUGACAGUUGAAGUUUUCCUAGAAAAUAGUUCUUUUACAGUUUAAUAAAGUUCUUCAGUGUA
This is a messenger RNA of Epinephelus moara (kelp grouper), 3089 nucleotides long. Its product is annotated as probable ATP-dependent RNA helicase DDX17. NCBI's taxonomy places the organism in Eukaryota, Metazoa, Chordata, Actinopteri, Perciformes, Serranidae. Gene Ontology annotation, molecular function: RNA binding; ATP binding; RNA helicase activity. The record is from RefSeq and is a predicted model, not a curated record. Gene Ontology annotation, cellular component: cytoplasm; ribonucleoprotein complex; nucleus. Gene Ontology annotation, biological process: alternative mRNA splicing, via spliceosome. Bases 339 to 2285 code for a protein of 648 amino acids. The transcript is spliced from 13 exons.